This is a messenger RNA of Knipowitschia caucasica, 2514 nucleotides long. The record is from the annotation of a GenBank genome assembly. NCBI's taxonomy places the organism in Eukaryota, Metazoa, Chordata, Actinopteri, Gobiiformes, Gobiidae.
AUGUCAUCCACCACACCCCCUGGGGCCCAACCCUCUAAGAAGGGCCGAAAGGCAGACAAAUCAGAGGUGAUGGCCGACCCCACUCCGGCCACCAAUGAGGAGCUCAAGUCCAGGCUCUUGGAUGAGCAGGUCGAACUGCAGCAAGAGCGGGCUAAGGUCUCCAAGCUCCGGGAGCGUCUCCAGGAGCAGCGCCAGGCCCGCGAGCUCGAACAACAUAAACACGUUGUGGCCAUCACAGACCUGAGGGCCAAACUACAUGAAGAGAAACUCAGAGAAGUCGCUGCAGCUCGAGAAGCUUUAGCUCGACAACAUGAGGUGGAACUGGCCCGCUCCAUAAAGAUCCGAGACACUGAGGUCCAGAGGCUGCAGGCUCUGGUCAACGCGUUGAGGGACGGAGCAGCCGAUAAACUCAAAAACGCACUGCUCGGAGAGGCACGGGAGGAGGCGAGGAGGGCCUUUGAUGGGGAGAGACUCAAACUGCAGCAAGAGAUCCAUGAGCAGAAGAUGGGCAGAAAGCAGGCUGAGGAGGCCUUGACUAACGCACUCCAGGCGGAUAAAACCAAAGCUACAGAUCUGCGCACAGCCUACCAGCAGCACCAAGACGAGGUGCACCGGCUCAAGCGGGACUGUGAGAGGGACAUCCGGAGAGUGAUGGAUGAGCUGAAAGCCAAGGACCGUGUGGUGUGUGCCUUGGAGAGGGAGCUAGGGCUGCAGGCUGGAUAUGCCCAAAAACUGCAGCUUCAGAAAGAGGCUUUGGACGAGCAGCUGGGGCAGGUGCGAGAGGCUGAGAAGUUCAACCAUGGUAGCCCCAAAAGAGAAGUGGUGCCUGGGCUUGGCGAUAACCAGGAACUGCAGUACAACCAGGAACUGGACGAGCGGGACAUGAGGAGAUUCCAGCUGAAGAUCGCAGAACUUCACGGUAUUAUCCGAAAACUGGAAGAUAGAAACUCGCUGCUGGCCGACGAGCGGAAUGAGCUGGUGAAACGGGUGAGAGAGGCAGAGAGCCAAAUGAAGCCCAUGUUUGAGAAGAACAAGCGCCUGUCCAAGAAAAAUGACGACCUUCUACAGACUCUACAGCGAAUGGAAGAAAAGCUUAAAAACCUGAGCCGCGACAACGCUGAAAUGAAGGAGAAGGCGGCCUCCUCUCGGCCCCCCUCGCAGCCGCCUCAUCAGUCCCAGUUGAAGAGGCCGAGCUCGCUGUCCGACCUGAGCCACGCCCACGAGGAGCAGGAGCUGGAGUUCCUCAAACUGCAGGUGGUCGAGCAGCGCGGGAUAAUCGAUGAGCUCACACAGGAACGUGACAGACUGGCGAUGACAAUGAAGACCAAACGAAGACAAGUGAAGAUGCCUAAAAGGCAUGUUGUGGAGACAUAUUUUGGAUUUGAUGAAGAAUCGAUUGAUUCCGAAACCUCGUCGCUGGUUUCAUACAACACUGACCUGACCGACCGCACACCUGCCACUCCCGAAGAAGACUUGGAAGAGAAUAUUUCUCGUGAAGAGUCCGAGCUACGUUUUCGGCAGCUGACCAGAGAGUACCAGGCGCUGCAGCGAGCCUAUGCCCUUCUGCAGGAACAGACUGGGGGGACGCUGGACGCUGAGAGGGAGGCCAGGGGCCGAGAACAGAUGCAGCAGGAGCUCAGCAGCUGCCAGGCCAAGAUCCUGGACCUGGAGAAGGCCCUGUCGGAGCGGGGGCAGGAUUCAAAAUGGGUUGAAGAGAAGCAGUACUUGCUCAGGACCAAUCAGGAGCUGCACGAAAAGAUGUGUGCACUGCAGCAGGCGGAAAAGCGACUUGAAGCUGAGGUUCAGGACGCUCGGGACCAAAAUGAGCUGCUGGAGUUCCGAGUGCUGGAACUAGAACAGAUCCUGGUCAUGUUAUCUGUCUUUAAGGAGCGGAGAUCUCCUGCCUUGAAUCUUCACAUGUCGGCCUUCCCUGAAAACAGCAGCAGUGCCCUACAGAGCUACUGCCACCAGCAGGGCGUGAAGGAUGUGGUUAUCCCUGAGCUCAUGAAAAAGCUGGAUAUACUUGGAGAUAAUGGGAAUUUGAGAAAUGAGGAGCAAGUGGCUGUGAUCCAAGCAGGGACAGUCAUCUCCCUCUGUGAAAAGUGGCUGAAGCAAAUUGACAACACUGAAGCAGCUCUCACUCAGAAAAUGAUUGAUUUGGAAAAUGACAAGGAGUUGUUCAGUAAACAGAAGGGUUUUCUUGAGGAGGAGUUGGACUACAGGAAACAGGCUCUGGACCAGGCCCACAUGAGGAUCCAGGAGCUGGAGGCCACUCUGUACAGCGCUCUGCAGCGGGAGGAGGAGGUGGGCCGCACAGAGUCCCUGAGCGAGCGGCAGAGGGACGAGCUGCAGAUGGCUGUGGAGAAGCACCGCAGGCACGUCCUCAGACAGAGCCGGCAGUUUGACUCUCAGAUCCUCCAGGAGCGCAUGGAGCUCCUACAGCAGGCCCAGCAGACCGGAGAGCCGGCUUCACGGAGAGACCUUUCUCUGACAAACGGGACCAGGCAGUUGUAG